UCUCUCUCUCCUCUCUUUUCAAUCGGGAUACCAGUGAAGGGUGGUGGUGCAUAUUGAUCGUAGUCGUUCAACACGAUGUGGUGAAUGGAGAGAUAGAAAGAUCGAAAGAAUCAAAGUCUUGUUCUGUGUCGAUUGAGUGAUUACCGUGGAAGUUCGGCGAUAUACUACCUAAUUCUACUUUUAGUUGUGGGUUUGUAAACAGAUGGAAGGGAGGCGAAUCACUGCCAGUCCUCGGCCUUGCGGUGUCCGUCGAGUAGUGGCAAAGAAACGGCCCCGCAUUGGGGUUGAUGGGCUUGUCAAUAGCGUGAAAAAGCUUCAAAAGAGAGAGAUUUGCUCGAAGCGAGGUCGUGCCUUUAGUAUGAGUGAUGCUGAGGAGAGAUUUAGGAACAUCCGCUUGCAGGAAGAAUAUGACACCCAUGAUCCAAAGGGGCAGUGUGGCAUGGUACUGUCUUUUCUAAGAAAGAGGUCUAAAAUCAUUGAGAUAGUAGCAGCUCAUGAUAUUGUAUUUGCACUUGCACAGUCCGGUGUCUGUGCUGCAUUUAGUCGAGAGGCUAAUCAGAGGAUAUGCUUCUUGAAUAUCAGUCCUGAUGAAGUUAUAAGAAGCUUGUUUUACAACAAAAACAAUGAUUCACUAAUUACAGUCUCGGUUUAUGCUUCGGACAAUUUUAGUUCUUUGAAAUGCAGAACCACAAGAAUCGAAUAUAUUAGAAGGGGUAAGCCAGAUGCAGGUUUCGCUCUCUUUGAAUCAGAGUCGUUGAAAUGGCCUGGAUUUGUAGAGUUUGAUGAUGUGAAUGGAAAGGUGCUCACAUAUUCUGCACAAGAUAGCAUAUACAAGGUGUUUGACUUGAAAAACUAUUCAAUGUUGUACUCUAUUUCAGACAAGAAUGUUCAAGAGAUCAAGAUCAGCCCAGGCAUAAUGUUGUUAAUUUUCAAAGCUAGUGGCCAUGUACCUCUGAAGAUUCUUUCAAUAGAGGAUGGUACAGUCCUUAAAUCUUUCAAUCAUCUACUUCACCGAAAUAAAAAUGUAGAUUUCAUUGAGCAGUUCAAUGAAAAGCUUCUUGUCAAGCAGGAAGAUGAGAAUCUCCAGAUUUUGGAUGUUCGCAAUUCCGAGCUGACUGAAGUUAGCAAAGCUAAGUUUAAGACUCCAUCAGCGUUUAUAUUUCUCUAUGAGAACCAGUUGUUCCUGACGUUUAGAGAUAGUACAGUGGCUGUUUGGAACUUCCGUGGAGAACUUGUGACGUCAUUUGAGGAUCACCUUUUGUCGCAUCCUGAUUGCAACACAAACAAUAUAUAUAUCACGAGUGAUCAGGAUCUUAUAAUUUCUUACUGCAAAGCUGAUACGGACGAUCCAUUGUCAGAAGGAAAUGCUGGUUCUAUCAAUAUAAGCAAUAUCUUGACAGGGAAAUGCCUAGCUAAAAUAAGGACAGGCAACAGCUCUCCUGUUUUGGAUUGUGGCUGUGGCGACUGCUCUAAUGGAAACACUUGCAGAUCUAAGAAAAGGAUCCAACCUUUGAGUAUGAGAAGUACUGCUGCAGAAGCACUUGAAGACAUAACUGCUCUUUUCUACGACGAAGAUCGCAAUGAAAUCUACACUGGCAACAGUCAUGGCUUAGUCCAUGUAUGGUCUAACUGAAAAUGUCAUCAUCAUUAUUACUAAUUUUCUUUUUUUGAGUCUCUUUUGGUUACAUAAUUGUGUCUCCCACCUCAUUUGUUGUAUCCAUUCUCUUGCCCUUAAGAAAGGGAAAAAGGAAAUAUUCAAAACUAGUUACUUGUUUGCAAAGUUUCAUCCAAUCUCAUGUAAUUCUUUCUUCAACCAGUGUAAAAGCUACAUGCAUGAGCUUCUAGAA
Messenger RNA from Impatiens glandulifera, 1847 nucleotides. RefSeq lists its product as uncharacterized. The transcript has 9 exons. Bases 203 to 1633 code for a protein of 476 amino acids. NCBI's taxonomy places the organism in Eukaryota, Viridiplantae, Streptophyta, Magnoliopsida, Ericales, Balsaminaceae. Gene Ontology annotation, molecular function: protein binding. The record is from RefSeq and is a predicted model, not a curated record.